This is a messenger RNA of Aspergillus pseudoviridinutans, 984 nucleotides long. Its product is annotated as isocitrate lyase/PEP mutase family protein. Lineage: Eukaryota; Fungi; Ascomycota; Eurotiomycetes; Eurotiales; Aspergillaceae. Bases 1 to 984 code for a protein of 327 amino acids. The record is from RefSeq and is a predicted model, not a curated record. Gene Ontology annotation, molecular function: catalytic activity. The transcript is spliced from 3 exons.
AUGAGUAGCAUCGCAAUCACUAUACAGAAGGACAACCUUUAUGAGAUUAACGGAGAAAAUCAUGAGCUGACAAUCAGUCUGAACAUGAUUCCGGGUGCUACCAAACUCCGCAGGCGGCUCCGUGAUCAUGGCGAACUGAUCAUCUGUCCGGGAGUUUAUGAUGGCCUGUCUGCAAGAAUUGCCAUGCAACUCGGCUUUGAAGCUCUCUACAUGACUGGUGCGGGGACAACCGCCUCUAGACUUGGGAUGGCAGAUCUCGGGCUCGCCCAGCUCUACGACAUGAGAACCAAUGCGGAGAUGAUUGCAAACCUGGACCCUUGUGGUCCUCCUCUGAUUGCUGACAUGGAUACUGGCUACGGAGGUCCACUCAUGGUCGCCAAAUCCGUCCAGCAGUACAUCCAAGCUGGCGUGGCUGGCUUCCACAUUGAGGACCAAAUCCAGAACAAGCGAUGCGGCCAUCUCGCGGGUAAGAAAGUUGUCAACUUGAAUGAGUAUCUCACCCGCAUCCGCGCCGCAAAGAUAACCAAAGACCGACUUCGUUCAGAUAUUGUGGUGAUUGCCCGCACCGAUGCGCUGCAGCAGUACGGCUACAACGAGUGCAUCCGGCGGCUCAAGGCAGCGCGGGAUAUUGGAGCGGAUGUAGGUCUGCUGGAGGGAUUCACUUCCAAGGAGAUGGCGCGCCAGGCAGUCCAGGAUUUGGCCCCGUGGCCAUUGCUGCUCAACAUGGUUGAGAAUGGGGCCGGCCCGGUGAUUACAACGAAGGAGGCCAAGGAGAUGGGGUUUCGGAUUAUGAUCUUCUCCUUUGCAUCAUUGGCGCCUGCGUAUCUGGGCAUCAGGACUGCUUUGGAGCGAUUGAAGAACGAAGGAAUCACCGGUAUCCCUGAGGGACUGGGACCUAAGAAGCUCUUUGAAGUCUGUGGUUUGAUGGAAUCAAUGAAAAUCGACACAGAGGCGGGAGGCAAUGAGUUUACUAACGGCGUCUGA